AUCUCCGGGUAAAUUAGCUGCUCCGGGUAAAUUAGCUAAAUACAAAGUAAAAGUGUUUGAUAUUCUAGACACAGUUUGUUGAGGUUGUUUUUAAUACGUGGAAGAUUCGCGUGGAAAUUGACGACAUCUUCGAUUCUGAAUUAAAACCGACGUGUGAACAUUUUUUAUGAUUUAAACGAUUACGCUGUGAACGCAGCAGCAACCAGAGUCUCGCGAGAGUUGACAGAGAUCGCGGACGCUUGUCAACAUUUACAUUUAGCUUUUUUCUUGGCCUUUUCUUUGUCGCUGCUCUUUUCGGGUUUAAAGCAAAAACUUAAACGGAGUUUAGAAAGAGACGAGUUAUUUCACAUUGUUGUCACGUUAAUUUUAAAUACAGUUUGGAGGGUUUUUGUUAUUUUUUUUAGGGGAGGCAGACGAAUCAGCUAACCGGAAGUAGCUAGUUAUUCGCUCCUGAAUUUAGCUCAAUUGUCGUAAAAACAAGGUACCGACGACUGACGAGUCACUUUAUUGUUGUAAUUUCAAUCGUCUUUGAAAGGGGGCGACGCGAUGUGGGCCACGUCCGUUUCCCCGUGCGGGCAGUGAUGUUCAGACUCUCCGGGGUCUUCCGAGCAGUGCGCAGGAGCGUGUGCAGCAGCGUCGUCGACGACAUGGCGAAGGGCAAGUUCUUCUACGCGGUGAAGAAAGGCUUCAAACCGGGAGUGUACAGCUCAUGGGAUGAAUGUAAAAGCCAGGUGGAGAAAUUUCCAGCCGCCGCUUUCAAGAAGUUUGCGUCGGAGAGAGACGCCUGGGCGUUCGUCAGAGGCGUCGAACCUCCACCUCCCGAUGUGAAGAACGCUCUGAGUUUGGACUCUGCCGUGGCCCUUCUGCCUAAGAGAGGCCCCGAGCCCCUGGAGUACAUCCCCCUCGGUAAGAAGAGAUGCCACUCGGACGGGGAGGCGGCGUCCCCGACCAAACGAGCCAAACCGUCGGAGAGCUCAUCGUCGGUCAGCUCGGACGGAUUCACGUACAUGGGUGACGCCGUGGUCGUUUACACCGACGGCUGCUGCUCGGGAAACGGAAAGAGUCGAGCCCGAGCUGGCAUCGGAGUUUACUGGGGCCCCAACCACCCGCUAAACGUUGCCGAUCGGCUUGAGGGACGACAAACCAACCAGCGGGCGGAGCUACAGGCAGCCUGCAAAGCGCUGGAGCAGGCCAAAGAGAAGAACAUGAAGAAGUUGGUUCUCUACACCGACAGCAAGUUUACAAUCAACGGUGUGACCAGCUGGGUGAAGAACUGGAAGCUGAACGGCUGGAGGCUGAAGUCCGGAGGUCCGAUCAUCAACAAAGACGACUUUGUGAAGCUGGACCGACUGAACGCAGAGCUGGAGGUGGUCUGGUUGCAUAUUCCCGGUCACGCCGGCUACAGAGGCAACGAGGAGGCCGACAGACUCUCGAGAGAAGGAGCCGUGAAGCCUUUACCUCAACACGACGACGACGACGACCAGUGAACAGCAAAUCAUAUUCGCUCACUGGACUUUUUAUUUAUUUAUUUUCCCCCUCACAACAGCGCUUGUGACGAACCCCAAAACUCAUGGGACAAGGGGGGGGGGUCUCUGUUUGUCAUUUUUCUGUUCAUAUUCUGCUCUGAAUAAAGUUUUCUCUUUAAGUUUCAACUUUAAA
This is a messenger RNA of Scophthalmus maximus (turbot), 1659 nucleotides long. It is a transcript of the gene rnaseh1, whose product is annotated as ribonuclease H1. The record is from RefSeq and is a predicted model, not a curated record. The transcript is spliced from 8 exons. Gene Ontology annotation, molecular function: magnesium ion binding; nucleic acid binding; RNA-DNA hybrid ribonuclease activity. Gene Ontology annotation, biological process: DNA replication, removal of RNA primer. Bases 582 to 1487 code for a protein of 301 amino acids. NCBI's taxonomy places the organism in Eukaryota, Metazoa, Chordata, Actinopteri, Pleuronectiformes, Scophthalmidae.